UGGAAAGUGCACAUAUUUUUAUGGGACGGAGGGAGUAUAAAAUAAUACUACUCUAGACCAUGAACUGGGCUCAAUGUUGUUGGUGGUUUAGGAUCUCAUGGCAUGUUUCAGCCACAGGAUCAUUAAAUGGAUGUAAUAGUUUGCUGAAAACUUGUGUUGCUGCUGCUAGUAUAAUGUUUGUUUCUCUGUCCUAACAACAGGAGAGAUUUUUCUGCUACUAGCGAACAUAUUGUUGAAGAAUGCGUGGCACUUUAGUCAGGAAACUUUUAGUAUCUUAAUUCUUAAUCAACUUUUUUGAGAUCAGGAUAGGAACUCGUAUAAUCUAAUUUUUCCUGUGUGAACAAAGAAAAUGAACUAGUGUAUUCAAUUCAUUGAUUCAUUUCAACAUUUACCUGUAUUGGCUCAGAUUGCUUUUUAGCUUGGGUGUCCACACUUGAAGGAUUAUAACUGAAGUUUGUGAUAUGAUAUGACUGUUGCCUUUGAAUUGUUCAACGAAUUUGGAGUUGAUGGUGGGCCGGCUGCAAAGAGUUUGAAGCUGAAAUACGACGUUUUCUCCAAGCAUGUCACAACCCAAACUGGAAUCCAAUUCCCUCAUGUAGAUAUGAAACAUUUGAUAUUGGGUGCUAUCAUCAUGAAAUCUCUCGGUUGCCUCCUAUUCGUCUUUGACAGCACUUUUGGAGCUGCGAUCCUGCUACUACAUCAAGCAAUCGCAACUCCCAUCCUGUUCGAUUUCUACAACUACGAAGCUGACAAGAAAGAGUUUAAUCAGCUCUUUGUCAAGUUUACACAGGGUUUGGCAUUGCUUGGAGCUCUUCUCUUCUUCAUUGGCAUGAAGAACUCAUUGCAAAGGAGAUCUCCAAAGAAGAAGGCCACUAAAGCAAAAACCAAUUAGCUAGGAUUAACCCAUACUCAGCUUUACUUGGUUUGUAACAAACUAACAACCUUCUGUUUUUUUUGUAAGAUUAUCAUGGCUACAGCUGUGCAGUAUUUUUAUCCCAUCUUUAUUUUGGUA
Molecule: messenger RNA, 1012 nt
Organism: Salvia splendens (bonfire salvia)
Lineage: Eukaryota; Viridiplantae; Streptophyta; Magnoliopsida; Lamiales; Lamiaceae
Exons: 5
Coding region: 467-892 (141 amino acids)
Source: RefSeq, a predicted model, not a curated record